UUCAAUAAUGCCUGCCUACUUCAUUCACCAAUUACCUUUUCUGUCUCUAUGUAUGCUUCAUCAGUAUCACCUCAAAAGUUCCCUGAAAUAUAAAAGUCCCUCUCUGCCAUCCAAAGAGAUCUGUUUAUCUUUUCUCUGCCUUUUCAGAUACCCUUUCCAACUCUUCUUCAACUUUCUUUCUUCAUAAAAAUUUCCAUUUCAGUCUUUUACUUCACAUGCUUCACCCAGUUAUUAUCUUCACAAGUAAUACAAAAAAAAAAAAACCAUUUUUUUAGCUUCAUUUUGAUUCAAAGUUAGUAAAGUUUUGAUUUUUUCAACUUGGUCUUUGAAUUCUUGAUGGAGGGUAAAAAAUUCAGGAUAUAUUUUGUUCUUAUGAUGUUAUUUGCUACAUCAGUGUUGGAAGUGGGUGGAAUUGGAGUUAACUGGGGAACACAGUCAACACAUCCAUUACCACCAUCUACAGUAGUGAAAAUGUUAAAAGAUAAUGGUAUUCAAAAAGUUAAGCUUUUUGAUGCUGAUCCAAAUAUUCUUGAUGCUUUAAAGAAAUCUGGGAUUCAAGUUAUGGUUGGUAUACCAAAUGAUUUGCUUUAUACUAUGGCUAAUAGUCGUCAAGCUGCUGAAAAAUGGGUUGCUAAGAAUGUUUCAGCUCAUGUUUCAUCUGGUGGUGUAGAUAUCAGGUACAUUGCUGUUGGAAACGAACCUUUCUUGUCAACUUACAACGGUACCUUUGAAGCCACAACACUUCCAGCUCUUGUAAAUAUCCAAAACGCUCUUAUAAAAGCUGGUUUGGGAAGUUCAAUCAAAGUCACCGUCCCUUCAAAUGCUGAUGUGUAUCAGAGCUCAUCAGGUAACCCUUCCGAUGGCGACUUUAGGACAGACAUCCAUGAUCUCAUGGUUCAGAUUGUCAAGUUUUUGAGUCAGAACAAUGCUCCAUUUACAGUGAACAUUUAUCCUUUUAUUAGUCUCUAUGAAGAUCCCAAUUUUCCAGUUGACUAUGCAUUUUUCAACGGUUUUAGUGAUCCUUUAAACGACAACGGGAAGAUCUACGACAAUGUCUUUGAUGCUAACUAUGAUACUCUAGUAUGGGCGUUGAAUAAGAAUGGUUUUGGUAACAUGCCCAUAAUUGUUGGAGAGAUCGGUUGGCCUACAGACGGAGACAGAAACGGAAAUCUUCAACUCGCGCAACGUUUUAACCAAGGUUUCAUGACUCGAUUUAUUGCCGGAAAGGGGACUCCAUUGAGACCUGGUCCUAUGGAUGCAUACUUGUUUAGUUUAGUAGAUGAAGACAACAAAAGCAUUCAACCGGGCAACUUUGAACGUCAUUGGGGAUUGUUUUACUACGAUGGACGACCGAAAUACCAACUCACCAUUGGAUCAAGAACCAACGGACUAGUAGGUGCUACCGGAGUAGCACAUUUGCCCAAGAAGUGGUGUAUUUUGAAACCCUCAGCGAACCUGAACAGUGAUCAAGUUGCACCGAGUGUGUCUUAUGCUUGCCAAAAUGCAGAUUGCACUAGUCUUGGCUAUGGAACUUCAUGUGGUGGUUUAGAUAUCCGCGGUAACAUCUCAUAUGCGUUUAAUAGCUACUAUCAGGUGAAUGAUCAGGUUGAUGGCGCUUGCAAAUUUCCCGGUCUUUCCACGGUCACUGACAGAGAUCCUUCAACUCAGGAUUGCACAUUCCAAAUCAUGAUCCAAACUGAUUCUGCAAGAAAAAUUGGGUCUCUUAGAAUAGUACUGUUUGCUUUUUUGGUUGUUGCUUUUUUGUAAUCUUAAAUACUAUAAAGAUUCUGGAUUUUUAAUUCAUUUUUGGAUAAAGUAAACUGUAUUUAUUUUGAUUAUCAUAUUUAACAAAUUGGAUGUAUCUGCCAAAGGAAAA
Messenger RNA from Medicago truncatula (barrel medic), 1876 nucleotides. Its product is annotated as glucan endo-1,3-beta-glucosidase 5. Gene Ontology annotation, molecular function: hydrolase activity, hydrolyzing O-glycosyl compounds. The transcript is spliced from 2 exons. Bases 337 to 1767 code for a protein of 476 amino acids. The record is from RefSeq and is a predicted model, not a curated record. NCBI's taxonomy places the organism in Eukaryota, Viridiplantae, Streptophyta, Magnoliopsida, Fabales, Fabaceae. Gene Ontology annotation, biological process: carbohydrate metabolic process.